GCUGCAUUGCAGGACCAGAAUGGGGAAUUCUGGCUGCGACACAGGGAAGGAAAGAUGCUUUAGGCUAUUGCUGGGGAGGGUGGUGGCAGGUCUCCAGUUGUCCCUGGGGUAGGGCUGUCUGGCACCCACAUCCUUUUCUCCCCUUUCUCCUCACAGGCUGCAGCAGAGACUUCCACCCUCAGCUCACACCCUGUCGGAUCAUGCUCCCUCCCACCAGGUCCCCUGCUAUGGCGCUGGCGAUGCUGCAGGACUGGUGUCAGUGGAUGGGCGUGAAUGCACAAUGCUCACUGCUCAUCCUGGGCAUCCCUGAUGACUGCGAGGAAGAUGAAUUCCAGGAGGCUGUGCAGGCUGCCCUCUGGCCCCUGGGCAGGUACCGAGUGCUGGGCAAGGUCUUGAGGAAGGAGCUUGGGUCCAGGGUAGCCUUGAUUGAAUUCCGUGACACUUUAAACAGAAGUUUGAUCCCCCGACAAAUGCCAGGCAAGGGAGGACCCUGGACUGUGGUCUUCCUGCCCCCAGAUUCUGAUGCUGAAUUACAAGAGAGACCCAAUUUCACUGCACAGUCUCAGGGGCAAGAAGUGGCAGCAGCUGCAGGUGAGGUAGGAGCUUCAGGUGACAGAGUUGCUGCAAGUGAGGGAGGAGCUGUAGUUGAGGCAGAAGUACGUGAAAUAGGAGUUGCAGAUGAGGCAAGAGCAUCAGAUGAGGAGGGAGCUGCUGGUGACAUGGGAGUUGCAGGUGUUCUAGGAGCUUUGGGUCUGGUAGGAGCUGCAGGUGAGGCAGGAGCUGCAGGUGACGGAGGAGUUGCAGGUGAGGCAGGAGAUGCAGAUGAGGCAGCAGCUGAGGCAGAGGCAGCAGGUGAAGUAAGAGCUGUGCAUGAGGCAAGAGUGUCAGAUGAGGAGGGAGCUGCAGGGGACAUGGGAGUUGCAGGAAUUAUAGGAGCUGUGGGUAUGGCAGGAGCUGUAGGUGAGGGAGGAGCUGCAGGUGAUGGAGGAGCUGCAGGUGAUGGAGGAGCUGCAGGUGAGGCAGGAGCUGCAGGUGAGGGAGGAGCUGCAGGUGAGAGAAGAGCUGCAGGUGAAGCAGAGGAAGCAGGUGAAAUAGGAGCUGCAGAUGAAGCAAGAGAGUCAGAUGAGGAGGGAGCUGCAGGUGAUAUGGGAGUUGCAGGUGUGAUAGGAGCUGUAGGUAUAGCAGGAGCUGCAGGCGAGGCAGGAGCUGCAGGCGAGGAACGAGUCUUGGAUAUGGCAGGAGGAACCGACGACGCGGGAGCCCGGACCCAGCAGUGGAGCCAGGCCCUGCAGCCUGUCCUGGAAAACAUGGCCUAUGAGGAGCUGAGAAGCUUUUCUGGGAUUGAAGAGCCAGCCUGUGGGGAAGACUCCUUCGAGAGCUGGCUGGAUCAUGCCAACGACAUGCUGUACCUGUGGCGCCACAUAUCUGAGAGGGAGAGGAGGAGGAGGCUGGUGGAGAGCUUGGGUGGGCCCGCCCUGGAUCUCAUGUGUGGGCUCCUGGAAGAACACCCAGACACUCCUGCACGGGACUGCCUGGCCGCGCUGGUGCAGGUGUUUGGGAACAAGGACACCCGGAUGACUGCACGCCAGAAGUUCCUGGCUUGCUCUCAGCGGCCUCAGGAGACUCUCUUUGCCUACGUGAUGCGCUUGGAAGGCCUGCUGCAGGUAGCCUUGGAGAAGGGGGCCAUCCAUCCGGCUAUUGCUGACCAGCUGCGAGCCCAGCAGGUGCUGAUGAGGGCCCGACCAAACCAGAUGCUCCAGAACAACCUGAGGAGGAUGCGUCUGGAGAGGAGGCCACCCGGCUUCCUGGGGCUUCUCCGGCUCAUUAGGGAGACUGAGGCAUGGGAGGCUGCCCUAGCUAGGAAUGAGCAGGUGGAAGGUGAAGAGGGAGCUGAAGUUUACCAAGGAGAUCUGGCUGCUGCCCAGGAUGUGCAGGCCCAUGGAGAGGCUACUGAGUCUGGCCCUGCCACCCAUGACCGCUCCCACCCCUACGCAGGUAAUGAAGAUGCCAGUGCAGUUGCUCCUGAGCCUGAGCACCCUGCAGAAGAUAAUUCGGAUUCUGAUGAUGCCAUAGCAUCCCCUGCCAUUCAGAGAAGAGAAAAUGCUCAGGUCCCUGCAGGCCUAGACCAGGCAGAACCCAAUGAGGCACCGGGGGCCCCCACCCCAGGUCGGAUGGGCAGGGUUUCUGAUGCCAGUCCAGGAGGGCCUGGCUGGAUGCCAGAGAGUCUGGCCCAGGAGGAAGAGCGGGAGGCCUAG
Messenger RNA from Marmota flaviventris (yellow-bellied marmot), 2255 nucleotides. RefSeq names its product paraneoplastic antigen Ma6E-like. Lineage: Eukaryota; Metazoa; Chordata; Mammalia; Rodentia; Sciuridae. The record is from RefSeq and is a predicted model, not a curated record.